AUGAUUUCCCCAAGAACGCCCCUCAAUGCCCUUAAAAGGGCCGGCAUUUUCUCAAAUUCACGGCGAACAUGGAAUUGCACAGCCUGUGGGUAUGCAAGCCCCAAGGCUUUCUACCGUGGACUUGCGACAUCGACAACUCCGAGUUCGGGGGAAUUUAAGAAGCCAUACUAUGUGACUACUCCCAUUUUUUACGUCAAUGCUGCCCCUCAUGUCGGCCACCUCUAUACUAUGGUCAUCUCCGAUAUUUUGAAACGAUGGCAAGUCCUUCUUGGAAAUACCGACGCCCAAUUAUUGACCGGAACCGACGAGCAUGGCAUGAAGAUCCAGCAAGCUGCUCUUGAAGCCGGUAUGGAUACCCAGGCUUUUUGCGAUAUGAACUGCCGAACCUUCGAGGCCUUGGCGAAAGCUGCAAACCUCGACAACGACCACUUCAUUCGAACAACCGAUCCGGCGCACCGCGAUGCUGUACAAUAUUUUUGGGAAAUGCUUGAGCACCGAGGCUAUAUCUAUACUUCAAAACAUGAAGGAUGGUAUUCUGUCAGUGACGAGACGUUUUACCCGCAAACGCAGGUACAAAAUUCCUUGGAUCCAGCAACCGGUCGGAAGAGAAUGGUCUCAAUUGAAACAGGAAAAGAAGUUGAGUGGUCGUCGGAAAUCAACUAUCAUUUCCGUCUAUCUGCAUUCCAAGACCGUCUGCUUGAACUUUACAAGAGACCUGACUCCUUCAUCACGCCGUCAAAGUAUUCAACCGCUGUGAUUCAAUCAGUGUCAGCUGGACUGCAAGACUUGUCGAUUUCGCGGCCAUCCGAACGGUUGACCUGGGGAAUUCCGGUUCCCGGCGACAGCACUCAAACUAUCUAUGUCUGGUUGGAUGCGCUGGUCAACUAUCUGACAAGAGCAGGAUAUCCUUUCCCACCCGGGCAAGACGACAAGUCGAUUUGGCCCGCAAACGUCCAUGUAGUUGGCAAGGAUAUCGUCCGAUUUCAUUGUGUCUAUUGGCCUGCUUUCCUGAUGGCUCUAGACCUUCCCGUGCCCCGGAAUGUUCUCGUGCACGGACAUUGGACAAUGAACCGGGAGAAGAUGUCGAAAUCUACUGGCAAUGUGGUGAACCCAUUUUUCGCCAUCGACAGAUUCGGCGUUGAUGGCAUGCGAUUCUUCCUAGCCUAUCAGGGAGGGUUGGGGGAUGACUCCGACUACGACAACUCUUUCAUCACUAGGGAUUAUAAGAAAUGGCUUCAAGGGGGUAUUGGAAACUUAGCAUCACGAACAAUUGGGUGUGCUAAAGGAAGACUUCGCUCGUAUAUCCAAGAUGCUACUUCUAAUAAGCUUCCGAAACCAAGCCCGGAGGACGUGGCACAUCAGGUAAUGCUGGUCUCGACACCGCUAAAGGUUGCCGAGCAUAUGACCGGAUUGAACCCCCGUGCCGCGCUACAAGAAAUUAUGAGCAUAAUCGAGAAGACCAACAAGUACUUCCACGCAACGGAACCGUGGAAAAACCCCAACCCCCAGUGGGUUAUUUUUAACGUGGCGGAAUCGCUUCGCAUAUCUGCGAUCUUACUGCAGCCGUUUAUGCCCGCCAAAUCGCAAGAACUUCUAGAGCUUCUCCGUGUAGAUACUUCCGACCCAGCCAAACGGGCAUUCUCGGCCACUGUCUACGGAUCGGAUUCAGAUUACGGUGAAGGUGUCAAGAAAGGUCAUCUUUUCCCCCCUUUACUUGCAGAGGAUUAA
Molecule: messenger RNA, 1728 nt
Organism: Penicillium angulare
Lineage: Eukaryota; Fungi; Ascomycota; Eurotiomycetes; Eurotiales; Aspergillaceae
Product: methionine--tRNA ligase MSM1
Exons: 8
Coding region: 1-1728 (575 amino acids)
Biological process (GO): methionyl-tRNA aminoacylation
Molecular function (GO): methionine-tRNA ligase activity; ATP binding
Source: RefSeq, a predicted model, not a curated record